Messenger RNA from Heteronotia binoei (common prickly gecko), 418 nucleotides. It is a transcript of the gene PEA15, whose product is annotated as proliferation and apoptosis adaptor protein 15. Gene Ontology annotation, molecular function: protein binding. NCBI's taxonomy places the organism in Eukaryota, Metazoa, Chordata, Lepidosauria, Squamata, Gekkonidae. The record is from RefSeq and is a predicted model, not a curated record. The coding region runs from base 21 to 413 and encodes 130 amino acids. Gene Ontology annotation, biological process: MAPK cascade; regulation of apoptotic process. The transcript has 4 exons.
AGGUUCUGCAGGCAGCAGGGAUGGCCGAGUACAGCACCCUUCUGGAGGAGCUGGCAGAGAACAUCACCCUGGAGGAUCUAGACCAGCUGAAGUCGGCCUGCAAGGAGGACAUCCCCAGUGAGAAGCACGAGGAGAUCACCACCAGCCAGGACUGGUUCAGCUUCCUCGAGAAGCACAAGAAAUUGGACAAAGACAACCUCUCCUACAUAGAGCACAUCUUUGAGAUCUCCCGCCGCCCCGACCUGCUGACCAUGGUGGUGGAGUAUCGCACCCAAGUGCUGAAGAUCUCGGAGGAGGACGAAGUGGACACCAAGCUGACCCGCAUCCCCAGCGCCAAGAAGUACAAAGACAUCAUCCGGCAGCCCUCAGAAGAAGAGAUCAUCAAAUUGGCUCCCCCACCCAAAAAAGCUUAGAGGAG